This is a messenger RNA of Myripristis murdjan (pinecone soldierfish), 1284 nucleotides long. Its product is annotated as class II histocompatibility antigen, B-L beta chain-like. Gene Ontology annotation, cellular component: MHC class II protein complex; membrane. The coding region runs from base 34 to 801 and encodes 255 amino acids. The transcript is spliced from 6 exons. Lineage: Eukaryota; Metazoa; Chordata; Actinopteri; Holocentriformes; Holocentridae. The record is from RefSeq and is a predicted model, not a curated record. Gene Ontology annotation, biological process: antigen processing and presentation; immune response.
UUCUCUUCUUUUCUGUGAUAUUUGGAGGGGAAAAUGCUGCUGAAAUCCUCUGCCCUGCUGAUGCUGCUGCACUGUGCCUUUCCCUGGAUCUCUGUUGCUGAUGGCUACAUGUUCCAGAAUGUGGUUGACUGUGAACACAGCAGAGAGGACCUGUCGGACAUGGUCUACCUGGUGCAGCUCGUCUUCAAUCAGAAGUUACUCUGCUGUUACGACUCCAGGCUGAAGAAAUACACGGGCUACGGGGAGCUAGGCGUCAGAAACGCACAACGAUUCAACCAGGACAAAAGGAAAAUGGCAGCUCGCCGUGCAGAGGUGGAAACAACGUGCAAGUUCAACGCCAGGUUCUAUAACAGGACAACUGUGAGAAAAGUGCCUCCGUCAGUCAGCGUCUUCGCUCCAGUCCAGACACGGUACGGCACCAGGACCAUGCUGGAGUGUCGGGUUGUGGACUUCUACCCUCAGGACAUCACAGUCACAUGGCUGAAGAGCGGGUCAGAGGUCACAGAGGGCGUGUCCUCCACAGACUCACUGGCAAAUGGUGACUGGUCCUACCAGGUCAUCUCCUACCUGGAGGUGGUGCCCAGAUAUGGAGAGAGGGUCAUCUGUCACAUUGAACACAGCAGUCUGGAGGAAGCUCUGAACAUCCCCUGGGACACCUCUGCCCUUGAUGCCAGCCUCUACAAGAAAGCAGUAGGUCUGAUUUUCUUCUUCCAGGGUGUGACGGUUUCUGCUGCCGGGGCCUUCUACUACUACUGGAAAAAAAAGCAAGGUUUUAUUGCCUUAUUCCCACGCUGGAGGUAGAUUUCUCAGAGGAUCUGUUCAGGCUCAUUCCCUGAUCCUGCUGAUCAGCCACAGGCCUGCUGGCUUUUUGGAGCUUACACAGUGAAACCAGAUGCUUACUGUGUUUUUGCAUAAGGGAACGGGGAUAUUUUGCAUACGUGCACCAGGAAAUUGUUGUAAAUUGUGAUUCAGAUGUUGAAAAAGCUAUUUUUAAAUGUAGCUGGGACUGCCUGGUUCAAUAAAAGUUAGCUUACAUUCCAAGCUGCAUACAAAUUAAAUAUUGUACACGCUGGUAUUAAAAUCAUUAGUGUAUUUAAUGUCAAAAAAUAACAAACAAAUAAACUAACUAAAUAAAUCAUACUGUAUUUUUAAAAUUUACUGUAUCUUUUACAUCACCAACGUGGGGGAUAGCAGUCCAUUCCAGCUUGAGAAAAAAAAAAAAUGGUAAAAUUUACUGAAACAAGUUACUACAUCCAACAUUUUACAGACUUAUAGGGUUUUAUU